Messenger RNA from Piliocolobus tephrosceles (Ugandan red Colobus), 4585 nucleotides. It is a transcript of the gene PSAPL1, whose product is annotated as prosaposin like 1. NCBI's taxonomy places the organism in Eukaryota, Metazoa, Chordata, Mammalia, Primates, Cercopithecidae. The transcript is spliced from 2 exons. The coding region runs from base 89 to 1654 and encodes 521 amino acids. Gene Ontology annotation, biological process: regulation of lipid metabolic process; prostate gland growth; epithelial cell differentiation involved in prostate gland development. Gene Ontology annotation, cellular component: lysosome. The record is from RefSeq and is a predicted model, not a curated record.
UGUACCUCCUCUGGGGCCAGGCAGGAGAGCUGGGUUUAUAGCAGCAGCCACUGCUGGGUGCUCUGGAGCCGGAGAGUCCCUGGGCAGCAUGCUGUGUGCCCUGCUCCUCCUUCCCAGCCUCCUGGGGGCCACCAGGGCCAGCCCCACCUCAGGCCCCCAGGAGUGUGCAAAGGGCUCCACGGUGUGGUGCCAGGAUCUGCAGGCGGCUGCCAGGUGCGGGGCCGUGGGGUACUGCCAAGGGGCCGUAUGGAACAAACCGACCGUGAAGUCUCUGCCCUGCGACGUAUGCCGGGACAUAGCAGCUGCCGCUGGCAACGGGCUGAACCCGGACGCCACGGAAUCUGACAUCCUGGCUCUGGUGAUGAAGACCUGUGAGUGGCUCCCCAGCCAGGAGUCUUCAGCUGGAUGCAAAUGGAUGGUGGAUGCCCACAGUUCAGCCAUCCUGAGCAUGCUCCACGGGGACCCAGACAGCGCCCCGGCACAGGUGUGCACAGCGCUCAGCCUCUGUGAGCCGCUGCAGAGGCACCUGGCCACCCUGGGGCCACUCUCCAAAGGGGACACCUCUGAGGCUGUGGCUCCAUUCAUGGCCAAUGGACCCCUUAGGUUCCACCCUCCCCAGGUGCCUGAAGGAGCUCUGUGCCAAGACUGUGUACGGCAGGUCUACCGACUCCAGGAGGCUGUCCGGUCCAACCUGACCUUGGCAGACUUGAACAUCCAGGAGCAGUGUGAGUCCUUGGGGCCUGGCCUGGCUGUCCUCUGCAAGAACUACCUCCGUCAGUUUUUUGUCCCUGCUGAGCAAGCACUGAGCCUUCUCCCCGCGCAGGAGCUCUGCAGGAAGGGAGGAUUCUGUGAGGAGCUAGGGGCACCUGCUCGCUUGACUCAAGUAGUGGCCAUGGAUGGAGUCCCCUCCCUGGAGCUGGGGUUGCCAAGGAAACAGAGUGAGAUGCAGAUGAAGGCCGGCGUGACCUGUGAGGUGUGCAUGAGCGUGGUGCAGAAGCUGGAUCACUGGCUCAUGUCCAACAGCUCUGAGCUCAUGAUCACCCAUGCCCUGGAGCGCGUGUGCUCGGUAAUGCCUGCCUCUAUCAGGAAGGAGUGCAUCAUCUUGGUGGACACCUACAGCCCCUCCUUGGUGCAGCUUGUGGCCAAAAUCACCCCAGAUAAGGUGUGCAAGUUCAUCCGUCUGUGUGGCAACCGGAGGCGGUCCCGGGCACUCCCUGACGCCUAUGCAGUCGCGCCAUCCCCAGAGUGGGACACGGAGAACCAGGGCAGCUUCUGCAAUGGUUGCAAGAGGCUGCUCAUGGUGUCCUCCCACAACCUGGAGAGCAAGAGCACCAAGCGAGACAUCCUGAUGGGCUUCAAGGGUGCCUGCAGCAUCCUGCCGCUGCCCUAUAUGAUCCAGUGCAAGCACUUCGUCACCCAGUAUGAGCCUGUGCUCAUUGACAGUCUCAAGGACAUGGUGGACCCUGUGGCUGUGUGCAAGAAGGUGGGGGCCUGCCAUGGCCCCAGGACCCCACUGCUGGGCACUGACCAGUGUGCCCUGGGCCCAAGCUUCUGGUGCAGGAGCCAGGAGGCCGCCAAGUUGUGCAACACUGUGCAACACUGCCAGAAGCACGUAUGGAAAGAGACGCCCCUCCACGCCGGGGAACACGCAUGACCGUGGCCUCCAGAGACCCAGAGCCUGCUAGCCAGCCCCAUGAGGUGGGUGCUUUCCCAUCCCCAUCUCACAAAUGAAAAACUGAGGCUCUGAGGAGGAAGGCUGGGAAGGAGCAGAGUUGAAGUUCAAAGCCAGGUAUUCCUGACCCCGAAGGCCUCUCUCUUUAACAACUGUGCUGCCUCGAAAGCAUCUUUACUGGACCGGAGCAAACUCAUGUGCCCUGUUCCUCGACCCAGUCAAGGCUGCCCCUUCAUCUCCAAGGCUGUGAUGUUGCCGGUGGUUCCAUGAGAGCCUGCCCAUGGCCUCGGGUGCCCCUUUACCUUCUGCUGGAUGGACGUCCGGCUGUGAGCCAGGCUGGGGUCAUGGCCGGGGUGAGCAGAGGCAGAGGCAGAUGGAGGCAUGGAGGGCCCGUCACUAGUGGGGUCGUUACCUCUUGUCAACAGCUGGGGGUGGCUGAGGCCAGAGCUUCUCAACCUGGAGUCCCUGGGGAUGGCUGCCAAAGGUGUGUGUGAGAGACACCUGUCCCUGGACUUUUCCUGGGGGAGGUCUGGGACUUUGGCCACGUUCUCCAAGGGCUGCUGGGCUUCGGAGCAGUCUUCCCCAUGUCUCGGCCACCACAGGGCCCCUCUCUCUCCUUGUACCCCAGACCCUCCACUGCCCUGGUAAUGCGCAGAAGGAAAGUCUUGGGGUGUGCUCAAAAUCAGGAGAGCAAAACAUGCCAGGCAAAAGCCCCCAGGAAAAGCCGGAGGAGUCUGGGUUGACCACCGGGGUGUGGGGCAGCAAGGGCAAAGACAGUGAUCACGGCCCGCCAGCUGUCUGAGCCUCAGUUUUCUAAUCUGUAGAAUGGGAAUGAUCAUACCUGCCUCACAAGAAUGUUGAGACAAUUCACAGAAAUGUUCUGGAGCCCCUUCCCCCCGUGACCGGCAUUCAUGAGUCUGCUGGGACCAGAAAACCCAUCUCAGGGGGCCAGCGGGGCACCCAGGAGAAUCUGGCUGUGCAAGUGCUGUAUAAACCACAAGCGUUCUCCAAAUGCUGUGUGCCGCGUUUUUAUUCUCAGGGAAGGCGCAGGUCCCAGAGCUGCUACAACAGCCCCCACUUUGCCCUGGUGCCUCCACCUCACCCUGGUGCCGCCUCUGGCAGAAAGCCUCUGGAGGCUUCCAGCUGGGUUCAAGUGCUCCUGUGGUUUCUGCUCCUGCUGUGUGGCCCCCCUAAGACACCGUGCCCCCUCCAGGGGAGUCCCUGGGCAUGAGCCUGCCGUGUCCUUGCAGCUGGCCCGGCACCCACGCACAGCAGGUGCUCACACAUCUGGGAGCCGCACACAUGAGUCCCGGGGGAGGAGGCUGGCAUUUCACCUGAGGCCCAUGGAUUAAUUCUCCUCUUGAGCAAGAGGUACGCCAGGCCUGGAUGGACAGGAUGUGAGCGGGUACUGUUUUCCAAGAGGCUACACCCGAGCUCUUAAGUAAACGUCCCAGGCCUGGGCCACCGCCCCAGGAACACAGGCACACCUGGCCUGAGAUUCUGGAUGCCUCAAAAGCGGCCUCUGUCGGCUAAGCAGGCCUGGGCCCACUGGGCAGUCCCACAGAAGAUGAGGCCAGCUAGGGGUGGCGGUCAUGCCUGGCCACCGGAUGGGCCAUGGGAAGGCAGAUGUGCACCGGACUCCAAAACAGAGGGCCUGAAGUUGUGGGCCUCAGUAUCUGCCUCUUCCCCUGAGACCAUCCACCCUCUCCAGGAGCAGUCCCAGAAGCUCUUGGUCUGUCUGCUGGUCGGUGUCCCAGCCGGACACACCCUCUGGGACAGGAUGGAGCCACAGGCCCUCCUCUGGCUUGGCUGUGAGUUGGGAGGAUGUGUGCGACAUGACCUGAAAUCCCCCAACAGGUCACCUGGGAGAGGCCGGGAGAGGGCAAGUGCUACACCUGCCAGGCGGCCCAGCUCAGCACACCUGCCCCCACCCCAGAGCUACCUACGGCGGGUGGUCAGGGUGAGCUGUCUCCACGCCCUCUUCCCCACCCACCCCCCAGGCCUGGGUACCAGCUCCUCCCACAGACCCACUGACCAAACGCGUCCCCACUAGAUGGCUGCCCAUGAUGAACCGAGCUCACUGGCCAUGACCCCACAGACCCAGCUGCACACCCAGGUCAUGAGCAUGGCCCUGCCCCAGCCCCACAGGGGCCCUCUGACCCCUCCACUCACUCAUCCGCCACCAAAGUGGCAGGGUCCCAGUCACCUCCAUCCCUUGUGCCCGGCACCAAGCCCAGAACACAGGAGGUGCUCUGCAAGGGUCUGCGCGGGGUGGCUGCCUUGGGGGCUAAAGGCAGAGAGGCAAGAGGAGCAAGGGACGGGCCCGCUGGUGCUGACGGCAGCACCGCCAUUCAGCACUGAGACUGAGGCUUAAUCAGUCCAUCCAAAUGACUCCAUAGCCACUGCGUUCAGACUGGAAAAGGCUUUUCAGGAGAAGGCCCUAUAACUGCCCGGCUGUGGGAGAGGAGAUGCCAGCCCAGGAGAGGAGCAGCUAGCCCUACUGGGCCUAGCAGUUUGGAAGACCCAUCCCAACAAGGAUGGGAAAUCAAGACACAUGUUGAGCAUGGAUCUCCCAGAGGCGGUGACUGCACCACUCAGAGGAGCGUCUCUGCCUGGGAGGAGGGAGAGGGCUCCCGCCGGGCUGCCAGAGCUGGGCAGGUACCCGCGCCUUCAGCCAGACACAUGCCAGGCAUUCUUCAGAUGCUGUCAUGAGGCAGAGACCUGGGACGCCCCAGAACACCUACAGAUGCUGCCCCUCGUGCUUUCUCAGCCACACCAGGGUGCAGAGGGGCUGGGGCAGCCGGGAAAAGGGUUUGGUGGUCCGGAGGAGUUUGUUUUGUUUUUGGCUUGGGGCUUUUCUUAGAAGUGAUGAUGUGUUGCUAGAAACUUCAAACCAGAAACAAAUACACCCAA